ACUAUGUAUUAGCACUCAUCUAUAGAUUGAAUUCCUAACCUGUUCUAGCUAUCAUCAAUCGAUAAAUCGGCGUCAUACUAUCCCACCAUUCCCAGCCAGGGUCAAGGCUCGAUGAUCGACGCAGGGAUUUUAAUAUCCACCAAUUCGCAUCACCAGACAUAACUGCCCAGUGCCCAGUCGUUGUGCUCCUAACAUUAGGAAAUUGCUUGGCUCAAGCUUGUUUAAUGUUUAAUCUUGAUAAUUCCUAGGGGUUUUUGUUUCAGAUCUUUUAUCUCACCGACUCGAAGUAAAUCAUUACCAUAACUCCUAUUACGAGAGAAGAAUCGACACUUAUUUUUUUUGAAUUGAAUAGACGCUCAAUUUCAAUCGACGUCAAUCGAUCAUAGCAGAUCUCAUCGUCUUCCGUGCGGGGUGAUUUUCGGACUAGCGGGCGCAAUCAGAAGCAAGACAUACAAAGCUCCGAUAAUCGCAAAAUAGCAAAACAGCAAAUUCCAAGAUGAGCGGCGACUCCCUUACAAUUCCCGUCAGGAAAGGGACCAAUUUCAGCGACUUGGAAGCUGUACCAGAUAUUGAUCCUACUACUACUGCCGGUUUACUCGCCGAAAGACUUCAAGCCUGGAAACAUGCCGUAGGAUAUCUAGAAGAUUAUGUCGGGGCGGUAGAGAAGGUUCAUAAAGCGCACUCCAAAGAGUAUGAGAAGGUGCUUAAGACGAUCUCUCAUCCUCUAAAGGAGGGGGCGCACUUUGACCAAGGUCUUGGCGGAGUUGCCGGUUUCUUUGAAAAUAUGCGAGUCAACACACAGGCUAUGAUCAAUUCGAAUGCGGAAACGGAAAAAACUCUAAAGGGCUCUGUCCUACCUAUUCUUGAGCGACUACACAAGGAGAUUAAGGCGAAGCAAAAGGAGGUGUCGCAUGGAGUUGAAAAGGGUGCGAAAGAGAUCGAGAAGGCUAGAAACACCACCCAGAAGCAAAUCGAACUUCUUGGUCAGCAUACUGCAGCCUUCGAGUCAACGGGUGGUAAGAUGACUCCGAGCGACGAUCCUUAUGUCAUCCAGCGAGGCGUCAUCCAUAGGUUGAACAAACAGGUCAUCGAAGAGAACAACCACAGAAAUGACCUGAUCAAUGUCCAGGACAGCUUCAAAGCCUUCGAGGCUCAUGUAGUUGAGGUGGUCCAACAAUCAAUGGAUGCAUUGAACCAGGUUGCCGGCGGGCAGGCUGAGAAGACGAGAGCGCUCUACACCGACAUGUUAGGUGCAGCGCAACGUAUCCCGGGCGACUUUGAAUGGCAGGGUUUCGUUGCUCGUGACGGUCAUCGCCUUGUUGACCCGAAUGAUCCGCCGCGAACUGUGGAGGAACUUGUGUUCCCCAACCAAAACCAUACUUCAACCAAGGCGCUCAUCGAAGGCAGUCUAGAACGCAAGUCACGCAAUAAGCUGUCUUGGGGUACACAAUCCGGAUACUAUGUGGUGACUCCGUCUAAAUUCUUGCAUGAGUUUAAAGACGACGAUAACUUGCGAUAUGAUCCAAAACCGGAGCUUUCCAUCUAUCUCCCGGAUGCCGUCCUCGGUGCUCCUAGCGGGGACAAAUUCUCCGUUAAGGGAAAAGACAAGAGUAAGAGCAUUAGCAGCAAAAUCGCAGGGACUUCAGAGCUUAAUUUCAAGGCCCAUUCUUCUUCUGAGGCUCAAAAGUGGUUCGACGCUAUCCGGACUGCUGCCGGUGCAACAGGUGCUGCUUACGCGAGCCAACCAGUUUCACCUAUUGGUACUGUUAGCGAGACGAAGCCGAACCCAAAGAUUGACGCAGCCGCUGCCCAUAAAGAACAGGAUACCGGUAUUACGGGCGGCGAAACUGUCAGCAGUCCUACAGAGAUUUCGCCAAUUACCAAACAAGACACCAUUAAGAAUGGCUCUUCUACAGAUGAGAAGAAGGCGACUGCUUAGAGACGUAGCUUGCCCACCGUCCCAGUUCGGAAGAACUGGAAGGUCUUUUCGCGGCCGAGUCUGUAAUGGCUGGGGUGAGAUUAUAGUGAGAUGGGCUCGAAGAAUGAUUCAGCUUGAUCCAGCCUCAUUGACCUCAAGGUCCUUAACUAUCAGAGCGUUGGUCCGGUCUCGUACGAGUGAUUCUAGGCGGCGGCUAGGCAAUGUUCUCCUUGGGGCGCGGCGCAAUGGUCUUA
Messenger RNA from Annulohypoxylon maeteangense, 2172 nucleotides. RefSeq lists its product as uncharacterized. The transcript has 3 exons. The record is from RefSeq and is a predicted model, not a curated record. Lineage: Eukaryota; Fungi; Ascomycota; Sordariomycetes; Xylariales; Hypoxylaceae. The coding region runs from base 497 to 1939 and encodes 480 amino acids.